CUCCAUUUUUCCUUCUCUUGAUGUUUCUCUCUCUUAUCUCUAUUUUCUUGUCAAAUAAUUUUCUCUCUCAUAAAAGAAUCAACAAGUCGUCGCCUGGGAACUUCGCCGCCGACUUUUCUCUCAUGGACGGAAUAUUCGUUUCGGAGCUUCAAAAAACACGAUUCCGAAACCCUAAUAAAUAAGCUCUUGUGCGUGGGAAUAUCUGAUUAUUAAUUUAUUCAUUCUUCUGGUAAUUAGGUGGUUAUACCUAAAUCGCUUCUCUAGGGUUCGGAGCAAUUGCAAGAAUUGGUAUUUGCAUUUACAUUUCGGAGAAAAACAACUUUGGAGCCUAGGGUUUUAUAUUAUUGAUUAAGGGAUUGAGAAAAUUCUUUGAUUAAUUUGUUUGGGGAAGUUGUUAUUGAAAUUUUUCUUGUGGUUCAAGACUGGGGAAGAGAGGUGUGGGAUAAGGAGGAUAAUGUGUAUACUUUGCGUGAUUCAGAAGUGGUCACGGAGGAUUGCUACCAUGUUGCCAUGGCUAGUAAUUCCACUGAUUGGGCUAUGGGCCCUGUCACAGCUGUUGCCUCCUGCAUUCCGGUUUGAAAUCACAUCGCCGAGGCUUGCUUGUGUGUUGGUUUUGUUGGUAACCCUGUUCUGGUAUGAGGUUCUGAUGCCUCAGUUGUCAGCAUGGCGAGUCAGGAGGAAUGCUAGGCUUAGGGAGAGGAAGAGGUUUGAGGCUAUUGAGAUGCAGAAAUUGAGGAAGACUGCCACCCGGAGGUGUAGGAAUUGUUUGACUGCGUAUCGGGAUCAGAAUCCUGGUGGGGGUAAGUUUAUGUGCUCUUACUGCGGCCAUAUUUCUAAGAGGCCAGUUCUGGAUUUGCCUGUGCCUCCAGGGAUGGGUAAUUCAGGGAUUUUGAAAGAUCUAGUGGGCAAAGGUGGGAAGAUAUUGAAUGGGAAAGCUUGGUCAGAUAAUGGGUGGAUGUGUGGACAGGAUUGGCUCGAUAAUGGAAAUUGGGGUGGUGGGUCUUAUGCUGGGAAAUCGAGUUAUUGGAAGCAGAAUGGUGGUGGCUUAUUUGGUGGAGAUGAUGACCAUUGUUUGACAGAGAAGUCUUAUUCUCGUGUUCUUAUUUUCGCUUGCAGAGCAGUAACAGCAUUUUUCCUGUGUAUCAUGUGGCUCUGGAGAAAGAUUUUUAGGAUUAGUUCUUCCAGAGAUGAUGCUUCAGCUGAUGCAGAACGCAGAGGGAUGUUGGAUAAUCGAGGCGAAAAUGGUGGAAAUGGUCAAGAGAGUAGAGGAGAGAAAGCUCGCAGAAAAGCUGAGGAGAAAAGGCAGGCUAGAUUAGAGAAGGAGCUGCUGGAGGAGGAGGAAAGAAAGCAGAGAGAAGAGGUUGCAAGGUUGGUUGAAGAACGACGGAGAUUACGAGAUGAGAAAAUGGAAGCUGAAAAAGAACGUGGAAAAGGGUCCCCUCGUGCCAAGGAAAGAGAUAGUAAAAAAGAAUCUGAAAGGAAACGUCAGGAAAGAAAGAAGGAAAAAGAUAGAGGAUCAAGUAAAAGCAACUCUGAUGCUGAGCAGUUGGAAAAGAGAGUAAGCAAGGAAAGUGAUCGAAACAAGAAGAGUGAAAGUGAAAGACGGGAGCAAAACAGAACUACACCUGAAAGUAUGAAAGCACAUGGCACAGAACCAGGGCAUGGGUUUAAGGGUGCUGCUGCAAACAGCCUUAACCGAGGGAAUGCUGGGACAAGGUACUUGGAUCGCAUGAGGGGCACCUUUUUAUCUUCUUCCAGAGCAUUCACUGGAGGUGGCUUUUUCGGAAAGAGUAUCAACACUUCUACUGUUUCAAGAGAACCCAAACCUAACACAUUGGUAGAAAAUGCUCAAACUUCCACAUAUAGGAAAGAAAUUAUGCAACCAGAUCGGGUGUCAGGGAGAUCAAUAGUAAAUGGAGAUGAUAAGAGUGCUAACCGCCCUGUGCUCAUUGAAUCGCAACCAUGUACAGCCCCUAAAAAAUCAUGGCAUCAAUUAUUCACUCGUUCAUCUGCUAUUUCUCCUCCCACUUCAAAUGUCAUAAGCAGGCCAACAGGGAAGCAUAAAGCAGAAGUUCAGAGUGCACCCUUUUCUGGUCAUCCUGCCUCAACACAGUCAUUUGACAACCCUAUCAAUUUCGGGCUACCAUCACCAUUUAGUUUACCUGCUUUUCCUUUUGAAUCAAGUAGCAGCAGUACAGUUCUUCCGUUAUCCUCUGAAACCAUGCUUUCUAAAAUGGGAGAUUCGCCACAUCAAUUUUUACCUGAGGAAUCAGAGAUUUUUGAAGACCCUUGUUACGUUCCAGAUCCAAUAUCCUUGCUUGGGCCUGUUUCAGAAUCACUUGAUAACUUUCAGCUGGAUCUGGGUUUUGUAACUGACACAGGAUUUGAAAAACCAUGUGCUGUGAAGACUAAACCUGCGCCCUCUGAAGUUACCAAGCUAUCGCCAAUUGCAUCUCCAAUGUCUCGAUCACGAGUAUCUGAGGAGAGGCAUGCCACUUCUUUUCUUUUCCCCAGUACUCCGAAAGGUCAAGAUAAUGGCAACAGCAUUAAUGAUAAUGGAACAUGGCAGAUGUGGAAUAGCUCUCCUCUUGGCCAGGAUGGUCUUGGUUUAGUUGGUGGGCAUGUCAGCUGGCUUUUGCAUCCGGAUAUGAACUUGCCAAACAAGGAAGACAAUAUUCACCCAGCACCUCAUAAAACAAUGGCGUCACUGUUCAAGAAAGAUGAGCAAGGCAUUUCUCCCAGCCAUCCUUCGCAGAAUGUUGUAUUUGGAAAUUCUCAGAGUGGUGGAACAUUUAAUACAUGUGUUCCUGCUAUUGUUGAUGGUCCGUGGUUGCCAAAAACUUCAUUUGCGCCAACUUCAAGUCCAGAAAAUCAAAUUCUUCUCAAGCCUAAGGAGGAAGCUGUUCAGAAUGGCCUGAUUUUUGGAAAUUCAAGUGGUUCUGCUGCCAACCAUCAAUUUGAGCUCUUUGCUGCUAAUUCUUGGGCUAAAAAUGACUGGACUGUGCAGGGUGCACGAGAUGGUGUUGGAAACUCUCCAAUCAGCAAACCCCACAUUGGAGGCCUGUAUACCCCCCCAGAUGUACAGUCUCUUUGGUCAUAUGAUUAGAUAGAAAAAGAAAAAGAAGGAAAAUCAGAGUAUGAGGACUUGAAUACACCUUCUGUUCUGAAGAGGGAAACACCCUCUUUUGGAGGAGAGUUCAGAAUACUGGACUGCAUUGUAUCUUCCUUCUUUUCUGUAUAAGGGAGAUUUACUUUAGCAUGAUAGAAACUUUCAAUAGCGCGCAUGCUCUGUUGUCUGGUAUAAUUGAUGUUAACAGGACUAAUAUCUUUUGUUUCUCAUCUACCUGGGACAAAGAGAGCCGCUUAACGAAGUAUGAAAAUGAUUUUGGCCA
Molecule: messenger RNA, 3392 nt
Organism: Sesamum indicum (sesame)
Lineage: Eukaryota; Viridiplantae; Streptophyta; Magnoliopsida; Lamiales; Pedaliaceae
Product: stress response NST1-like protein
Source: RefSeq, a predicted model, not a curated record